CGGUGUGACCAGCUUAACCAUAGAGUUCCGCAUUGUUUAUCUCGCUGGCUAUAACAUCUUAGCUAAACUGCAAUUAUUAUAAUAAAAAUAGUAAACAAAUCUCUCUGAAACAUGACUGCUGUACCGCCCCCUUCGAACAUUUCCACACUGAUGCCCCUGGAAUUGGUUGACAAAUGCAUCGGCUCCCGCAUCCACAUAAUCAUGAAGAACGACAAGGAGAUGGUGGGCACUCUCCUGGGAUUCGAUGACUUCGUCAACAUGCUCCUGGACGAUGUUACGGAGUACGAGAAUACGCCCGAUGGCCGCCGCAUCACCAAACUGGAUCAGAUUCUGCUCAAUGGCAACAACAUUACAAUGUUGGUGCCUGGUGGCGAAUUGGCGGAGUAGCAAGGUUCCAUUUGUAAACAUAAAUACAAUUGUAAAAUAUCAAAACAAGAGUUUUAAUGUGGAUCAUGCAUAUGUAAAUGUACAGAGGUAUGUUACGAGCUAACAGUGGUGAAACGGUUAACAGACAAAUUAUAAAAAGCGGUUUAAAAGAA
Molecule: messenger RNA, 539 nt
Organism: Drosophila gunungcola (fruit fly)
Lineage: Eukaryota; Metazoa; Arthropoda; Insecta; Diptera; Drosophilidae
Product: U6 snRNA-associated Sm-like protein LSm5
Exons: 3
Coding region: 112-387 (91 amino acids)
Biological process (GO): mRNA splicing, via spliceosome
Cellular component (GO): U4/U6 x U5 tri-snRNP complex; Lsm1-7-Pat1 complex; U6 snRNP
Molecular function (GO): RNA binding
Source: RefSeq, a predicted model, not a curated record